This is a messenger RNA of Closterium sp. Naga37s-1, 867 nucleotides long. The record is from the annotation of a GenBank genome assembly. Lineage: Eukaryota; Viridiplantae; Streptophyta; Zygnematophyceae; Desmidiales; Closteriaceae.
AUGCCUCCCCUCGUCAUGCGUUUCCCUCCGUCCCCCGCGUUUCCCUUCGUCACCCGCGUUUCCCUUCGUCCCCCGCGCUUCCCUUCGUCACCCGCGUUUCCCUUCGUCACCCGUGUCCCCCGCGCUUCCCUUCGUCACCCGCGUUUCCCUUCGUCCCCCGCGUUUCCCUUCGUCACCCGCGUUUCCCUUCGUCACCCGCGUUUCCUUUCGUCACGCGCGUUUCCCUUCGUCGCGCGCAUUUCCGCUCGUCGAGCACGUGCCUUCUCGUCACUCGCGCUUCCCCUCGUUGCGCGCUCUCCUCCCCUCGUCACGCGCGCUUCCCCUCGUUGCGCGCUCUCCUCCCCUCGAAGGGAACGGGCGGGGGAGAUGGGAAGGGCAGAACAAGAAGGACAAGGGGGGGAGGGGGCAGGACAGAGGGGGGAGGAACAGGGGGGAGGACAGGGGGAGAGACAGAGGGGGAAGGACGCAGGUGGAGAGACAGAGGGUGAAGGGCCGAGUGGGGGAGACAGAGGGGGAAGGACACAGGUGGAGAGACAGAGGUUGAAGGGCCCAAUCUAUUAUCCUUUGCCUCACCUGCUUCCCCCCUCCCUUCUCCCUGCUUCCCCCCUCCCUCCUCCCUGCUUCCCCCCUCCCUCCUCCCUGCUUCCCUCCUUCCCCCCCCCCUUCUCCCUGCUUCCCCCCUCCCUUCUCCCUGCUUCCCCCCUCCCUCCUCCCUGCUUCCCCCUUCCCUCCUCCCUGCUUCCCCCCCUCCCUCCUCCCUGCUUCCCCCCUCCCUCCUCCCUGCUUCCCCCCUCCCUCCUCCCUGCUUCCCCCCUCCCUCCUCCCUGCUUCCCCCCUCCCUCCUCCCUGCUUCCCCUCAACAGCUAG